This is a messenger RNA of Helianthus annuus (common sunflower), 1153 nucleotides long. Its product is annotated as superoxide dismutase [Fe], chloroplastic. Gene Ontology annotation, molecular function: metal ion binding; superoxide dismutase activity. The transcript has 6 exons. The record is from RefSeq and is a predicted model, not a curated record. Gene Ontology annotation, biological process: superoxide metabolic process. The coding region runs from base 119 to 958 and encodes 279 amino acids. Lineage: Eukaryota; Viridiplantae; Streptophyta; Magnoliopsida; Asterales; Asteraceae. Gene Ontology annotation, cellular component: chloroplast nucleoid.
AUGUACGUAGUUGUACACUUGUGACUUGUACUACUAUAUCAAUUACCGGUCUUUCAAACCCAUCCACAUCCCAACUAUCCUCAUUCUCCUUACAAACAACCUCUGCUGCUGCAGAAACAUGGUAAUGGCGUCUGUCACCACAAUCGCUUCUCAUCUAACCUCCACCUUUCUUUACGCUCCAGAAUUCUGUAGAUUGUCUCAGAGCUUACACACGUCACAGAGACCGUGUACUAGAAAAUCUGUUUCCGGGACAAUAUCAGCCAACAUAGAUUUGAAGCCACCUCCUUAUGCAUUGGAUGCUCUGGAACCACACAUGAGCAAAGAGACAUUGGAAUAUCAUUGGGGAAAGCACCACAGAGGUUAUGUCAACAAUCUAAACAAGCAAAUUGAGGGAACUGAAUUAGAUAAAAUGUCAUUAGAAAGCAUAAUAUUAGCGUCACAUAAUAAGGGUGAUAUUCUUCCAGCCUUCAACAAUGCUGCACAGGUUUGGAACCAUGAAUUUUUCUGGGAAUCUAUGAAACCUGGUGGUGGUGGAAAGCCUUCCGGAGAGCUUUUGGAAUUAAUAAACCGAGAUUUCGGUUCAUUUGAAGCGCUAAUUCAAGAGUUUAAGUUAGCUGCCACUACUCAGUUUGGUUCGGGUUGGGCUUGGCUUGUAUGUAAGUGUUUGUUCCAUCAGAUCUACAACCAGAAAUUGGAACCCAUUUUUUUCAAUGUUUAUUUUUGUGUAGAUGACUUAGAGGACAAGAAGCUUGUUGUGCUGAAGAGCUCAAAUGCAAUUAAUCCUCUUGUGUUGGGGUCUUAUCCACUCCUCACCUUAGAUGUUUGGGAGCAUGCUUACUACCUGGAUUUUAAGAACCUCAGGCCCGAUUAUAUAUCAACUUUCCUCGAUAAGCUUGUAUCAUGGGAUGCGGUGAGUUCCAGGCUCGAAGCAGCCAAGGUUAGCAUUGAGGGAAAGUGAAAUGGAGGCAAUUGAUGCAAUGCGUAACACUGCUGCAAAAUAACCAGGGAAGGAAUUGGUGCUGAUGAUUUUCUGGAUUGAUUUUGGUGUUACAUGAUUGUGGUUUUGUAUCGAGGUUGAAUGAUGAUUUCGGUUUAAUUAAUGUAAUUUUAUCCUUACUAACCUGGGUCAAAAUAGUAAUGUGUUUGUAUUGCU